Messenger RNA from Populus trichocarpa (black cottonwood), 3423 nucleotides. RefSeq lists its product as uncharacterized. The transcript has 10 exons. Gene Ontology annotation, molecular function: protein binding. The coding region runs from base 608 to 3208 and encodes 866 amino acids. The record is from RefSeq and is a predicted model, not a curated record. Lineage: Eukaryota; Viridiplantae; Streptophyta; Magnoliopsida; Malpighiales; Salicaceae.
CUGCUGUGAGUAACGCCGGCCGUCGCAUCAAGCUCGAUCUCUUCGCGGAACCCUCUGGAGAUUUGGGUGGCUCCUCUGUAAAUAACGGAGUUGGAGGGGAUAUAGAUCCGUCACAACGUGCUGAAUUACCCAAUUCACCAUCAUCUUCAGGUGGGUUCCAUCAGUUUUCUUCAAAAGGAUUAUGUAGAGAGGGCAUGAGUUUUGGUGGCAUAUUAUGUUGUUUGCUUCCAAGUAUUGUUUUCAGAAUUUAGAGUGGCUGUGGUUCUGGGAAUAUCGAUAUCACAUCAGGUCGGGCCCUGCCACUGUGAAUUUUUGAAUCACUUCCAUUGUGUAUCCGCUAUUUCACAGCAUCAAAGCGUUUUGGAGAUUACGUCUGGAAUAUUUUGCUAUCGGUCAACUGCCACAGAACCCGCUUCUGUUACUUGGGCAAUAUAGUGAUGAUGAUUUAGAUGAGGAAUCAAGUAAAAGGCCAGACAGUUCUAUUGCAGUGAAUUCCCCAGCUGACCAUAAUGACCAGCCUUUGCAGGAGGCGCCUAUUGGUGAAGGAAAAGGUGGAAAUUCCAAUGCUCUUGAAGAUCUCACCACACAGGAGGUUGAUCAACAGGACAUGAGGAGAGAUUCUAUGUCAGUUGAUGUUUUAGAGGGCCUGGAAGGUGGUGAUUCUAGGGAAAGCGAUGCUACUGCCUCAGCUGAUACAUUGAAAGAAAAGGAUUCGUUGGAGAAAAUCUCUAUCACUGGAAUUUCUAAUGCACAGGCUAUUGGAGAUGUGAGUUCAGGCUGGAGGAUGGUAGUGCAUGAAGAGAGUAAUCAGUACUAUUACUGGAAUACUGAAACUGGUGAAACUUCCUGGGAAAUACCGGCUGUUUUGGCUCAGCAAAAUCAAUUGACCUCUGAUCAGAACGCAUGUGCUGCUGAAUAUAUGGAAACUGCUCACAUGGGUGCAAAUUUGUCUACUUCAACUUUAGCUGCUGGAUUGGAUAGUUCUUUACCUGCAUUAUUAGUAGAGGGUUCAGUAGGUAAUGAUUUGAUUCCUCAAAGCACAGAAGUGUAUGGAAAUGAGCCACAGAUGAAUGACUGGGUUGAAGGAUACAGAAAUGAAUAUGUGAAAGAUAAAAAUUGGGAUGCUGAAGCUCAUCAGGGGGAGACACAGAGUAACUUUGCUGCAAUUAAUACCUCUUUGGGUGAUGUGAGUUCGGUAGUUUCGGAGCACAUACACGAUGCACUAGCUAAUGAUCAUAGAGGAAUAGAUCUUUCAACUAGUCUCAUGAAACAAUGUGAGAGUUUGUUGGAGAGACUAGAGUCAUUGAAAGGGUAUGGGAGUCAUCUGCAAGGUCAAGACCAGAUGCUGAAGUAUAAUCUAGAAGUAGAGAUAAGACUUUCUGAUAUCAAGUCACUUUCAACUUAUGGUUCACCUUUGCUUCCAUUUUGGGUCCAUUGCGAAAGGCGACUUAAACAAUUAGAAGAUGUCAUUAACAAUGAAAUUUACCAGCUUGCAGUGUCCGCACAAAUGGAUGGUGAUGUUGAAACUACUGCUGAUGAUUCUUUUAAAGAAAAGGAAAAAUCUCAAGAAAAUAUGGGUGAAGAAUCUGAAGCAGAUGCACAUGAGAACAGUACAAAAUCUGAAGUUUCACCUGUUUCUACUAGCAUUGAGAACGAUUCACAUGAUAAAGGUGACUUUGGAAGUAUCCAUUCUAGCAAUAUUCUUGCAGGAUCUCCUAGCAUGCAUUUGGAAGGUGGUGCUCCAGUUAGUGAAGAAUUGAAUGGGACUAUUCAUCUGAAUGCUGAGAUCCAUCCUGCUGAAGAUAUUGACAUGGAUGUAGACAUGGAAGUUGAAGAGGGAGAGUUUUGUCCUGCAAGCAUCACUACUUUUGGAGAUGCUUUGAGUGCUGAAGAUGUUGGACUGAAUGAGAAAAUGGUUCAGUCAAAUCCACCUGCAGAGCACCUGUCCUUGUCAUCAGGGGAUGCAUUGACUGUUCCACCUCCUCCAGAUGAGGAAUGGAUUCCCCCGCCACCACCUGAUAAUGAUCAGGUCCCUCCACCCCCUCCUGAUAAUGAACAAGUUCCUCCACCCCCACCAGAUGAACCUCCUGAAUGCUCAUAUCCUCCACUUCCAUCUUAUCCAGAGACAGGUCAACCUCUCCCUUACGCAGAACAAUACAACUUAACCUAUCCGGACCUCAAUUUCCAAUACUAUGGACACACAGUUGCUGUCCCAAGUUGUAAUUUCUAUGGAAAUACUGAUGGAAGUCAGGCUGCUGUGCCACAUGCAUCACUUUAUUACCUAGCAACUCCUAGCACAUAUGUUGAAACUGAUUCAGUUAUGGUCAAUUCUGUUCAGCCAGUAGAAUAUUACAAUGUUCAAGAUGGAUCAGUGCCUGUGCCUGUUGUUAGUGGUGUAGAAUCUUCUCAGUCAUAUAUUGAAUCUGGUCCUGUGAGUUAUGAUACCCUUGCUUCUGAUCAAAUAAAGACAGGCGACUCUGUAGCAGAGCUGAAUGUGAAGCUUGGUGGCUCGGCUGUUGGUGUUGAGACUUAUUUGGCAUCUAAAGGGGUUCCUUCUACUCUGACCACCACUGAAGCUCCUACAUUAGCUAGUGUGAAAGAGACUGCUUAUGCAUCAUCAACCAAUGCAGUCACUGCUUCUACUGCAGCAGCUGCAUCUGCCUUGUUAACAGGUGCCAAGGUUCAAACUAAAGUUUCACGUAAAAAGCGGACAGUUGCUGUUGCACCCUCUUUGAGGUCUAAUAAGAAAGUCUCCAGUUUGGUGGACAAGUGGAAAGCAGCCAAAGAGGAGUUGAAUGAGAAUGAGGAAGAAGAACCUAAAAGUGCUUAUGAGAUAUUUGAGAAGAAGCGGCAAAGGGAAAUUGAGGAGUGGCAUGCUAAGCAAAUUGCCAGUGGAGAGGCCAAGGAUAAUGCUAACUUUCAGCCUCUGGGUGGUGACUGGCGCGAGCGAGUAAAGCGCAGGAGAGCUCAAGCAGCUAAAGCAGCUGCAUUGACUCCGUCGGAGGCCCCAACUGAUGAAAACAAGCAGCCUGAUUUAGAAGAACUCUCAAAGGGCCUUCCAUCUGGCUGGCAGGCUGAACUCAGCCAUUUCAUCCAGGGAAAAUGUAAGGGCAAGACAGUUUCAAAGGCUCUCAGUUCCCUUUUCUUUUUGUUUGGAAAUGUCGCUGGGCAGUGGCUUCUAUUGUUCUUCUGGGAAGCAGAGAUGUAGGGAUAGACUGACCGUACAUGCUAGGAACCAAAGAUGGGAAUUGACCUCUUAAUUUGAGAAAGUAAUGAGCUCUUUAAUUUGAUAAAGUAAUCUAUUAUUAAGAUUGCGAUGUCCAACAUAUAGGUACGUAGUUUGAACUAUUUGAUGAUGGGUUGUAAGUUGAUACUGGUUGUUCAGAAGUCCUUAUUUUGUCAAGUGCUAAGUUUGAACUCCAA